GCCGCGCGCUCCACCAGUGCCGCUCCACGCCAGUCGGGCCGCUGCGGCCGUGGGGGACGGAUGGGUGUCCUGCUGUCUCAUCGUCCUUUCGCUGCCGCUGCUGCUGCGCCCAACGCCGGGCCCUCGCCCUCACCCCACCCGCCUCUCCUCUAGUUCCUGCCCUGAACGGUCCCGCCGCCUCUCCUCUCCUCUCCCCUCGGUGCCGGACGGCCGACCUAGGUUGGAGCUCGCUGACGCAGACUGUCUCCAUGCAUCCCCGCUGCCCGGGAAGUGGAGUUCUCUAAUGGAUGACUUUUCUACGAACACAUUCAAGGCUGGCAGAAUGAAGCUGUGCGUGGUUUUUCAGUUUGUGCUUUUGACCCUCUCAUUAUCGGCUUGUGAUCUGGCCUUGGCUCUGAAUCACGAUCCGUGUGGUUCCAUUUCUGCCAAGGUCUUGGUUGCUCAUGUUGGUUCGAGCCACAAUAUAACCUGCUCCUUUUGCAAAGAAGGAACCGCUGAUAAGGUCCAAUGGAAAUAUGGUGGCAAUGAGCUUCCAAGCAGCCAAAUCAUUAAGAUCGGCUCCAAUGCUAGCAUGGCGAUGCUGAUCAACCUUGCCCUGACCAGCAGCAAGGGGGAGAAUUUGACGUGCAUGACGGAAGAGGAGUCUUACACUGUGUUAAUUCAAACAGGAUAUCCUCCAGAUGCCCCUCGAGAUAUGAAGUGCGUAACUCAGAACUUUACUAAACUCAACUGUUCAUGGGACCGUGGGAGAGACACAAAUAUAGAAACCAACUACAUUUGCUGUUGCCAUUUUCUUUCCAGGUCAACAAACUGCACACGAGUGGGGCAGGUUAACUUUAUUGAAUCCGAAUUUCUACUAUUUAAUGAUAGAAUAUUACAAAUAACUGCCACUAAUGAACUGGGCACCCAGACAUCACAAAAACUCACCGUGAAGGAAAGUGAUAUAGCGUUUGUACCUUACACGCCGAAACUCAAGAGGGUAUUUAAAGAUCCGUCCAAUUCCCAGAUGAUGCAGGUGGAAUGGUUUGAAGGAGGAGACACUUACGGAAUAGAUUUAAAAAUGAUUUUCCAAAUCCAAGUUCUCCUGGCAUAUGACAUGCAAGAGGUCUGGAUGGGAAACCACAGUGAAACCUUGAACUAUACCCAUAAUCGGGUGUUGCAUACGACUUGGACAUCAGAUAUGCCUCUCAAGUGCACAUCCUACUUAGUGAGGAUACGUUCCAUUGGCAAUGAUGAGAAGACCCUCUUCAUGGGUAGAAAAGCAUGGAGUGAAUGGAGCUCACCAUUAAAACUUGAAGGCCAGGAUGUGUCUAAUGAAACCUCCUUUAAAAUCUACCCAGUGGAGGGAACUGUUCUGGAAGCUGGUUCCAAUCCGGCGUUUUGUUGUGUAGCUGGGAAAGGAGAACAUGCGGAGGCGUUGACUUUUGACAACUUAACGUCAUUCAUCAAAUUAAGUGACAGGAGCCUGGCCAUCAGAGUGCCGAAUGUCUCUCCGUCGAUAGAAUCUGGAACAAAUGUCGUUUGCAAGAUGUCCGGGGGAAAAUAUGAUGGAGCAGUUAUAUUUAUUGGCUAUCCGCCUGAUGCACCAAAAAAUGUCAGCUGUGAAACGCGGGAUUUACAAACGUUAAACUGCACAUGGGACCCAGGAAGGUCAACUAGGCUGGUCUCAAAGCGUAGGACAAUCUAUCAUCUCAACACUGGGUCACAGAACUCUUUGCUAUGUAAGGAAGCUUCUCGGGUGUAUCCAGAUUACUGGUGUGCUUACCCCAUUUCAAACAUCAGUGGUAAAACCAAUAUAACAAUACAUGGGAAAAACCCGCUGGGGGAAGCCGAGUCCAGCAUAACUGUUUACGUGACCCGUGUCUUUCGCCCUUUUGCUCCUUAUGAAUGGAAACGGGAAGAGGUAACAAGAGACAGUGUCACUGUGUCCUGGUCAGAUCGAGUGGAUUACACAGGCAUUGACUUGGAUUGUGAGAUUGUGAUCCACGAUAAUCUUGGGAAAACUAUGACACUUAAUCGGUCAGUGACCGGAAAACGAAUGAAUCAACGGCACACAAUGACGUUAACUGAUUUAAGGCCCAACACAGAGUAUUCUAUCAGAGCUCGAUAUUCAUCCGUACUUUUUUGGAAGUGGAGUAAAUGGAGCGACGUUGCACAUGCCAAAACUAAGAUUGCUCCUCCAUCGGUGAAGCUGGAUGUCUGGAGAACAGUGAUGCCAAACCGAACUGUGACCACUUACUGGAAGCCACUAUCAGCUUUGGAAGCCAAUGGUCCAGUUUUAUUCUACAAUGUAACUUGGACAAAAGUGGGAAAUGGUUCAAUAAAUAGCAAUGUUGAACAUGGAACUGAUGUCCAGAUUCAUCUUGACCGCGCUGGUUACGUAAUCACCAUCGUGGCUCAAAACGCUGCUGGAGUAUCCCCCCCAUCUGUGAUCAAAAUCCCUCCCCAGCAAGACGAUGAAAACCUGGGCAUUGAGAGAUCCACUGGUGUUGGUGAUGGAAUCAAUGUGACUUGGCGAGGUCAUCUGGCUGACAACUGUGGCUACACCGUGCAGUGGUGCAGGUUGCUCAGCCUACCCAUGUGUAAGGUGGAUUGGAGUAAAUUUCCUCCAGAUACAACCAGUGCUACAAUAAAAUCAGAUGCCUUCCAAGUUGGGGUGCGCUACAGCCUUGAAGUAUUCGAGUGCAGGAGCGAUGGAGACCACCUGCUCAAGAAGCUAAUCGGGUACACACGUGAACUAGCCCCAGCUGAAGGUCCUCAGGUGGAGGUUAACCAAACCAGCGUGGAGUCGGUACAGAUCGAGUGGAAAGACAUUCCCGUGGAGAAGCAGCGAGGAUUCGUUGAAGGAUUCAAGAUUUAUUACAGCACGCUCUACAACGACUCAGCAGCCAGCAAGCCAGUGACCGCAGUGAAUCAGCAGGCAAAGAUUGUGCUCCGCCCUGACCAGCGGGCAUUCAAGAUCCUGGGCCUGGAAGCAGGAACCACGUACAACGUUGGAGUGAGAGCCUUUACCAAAGGAGGGGACGGCCCCAGUAACAUGGUCACUGUGACCACACCAAACAGCCCCAUUGCCCUGAUCCUGGGGAUUACCUUGCCUCUGAUUGGAUUUGUAGUUCUCGGAGUCGUGUUCAGUAUCUUCUGCUAUCAAAAGCAAGAGUGGAUCAAAGACACGUUUUAUCCUGAUAUCCCUGAUCCAACUAACAGCAAAGUUCUACAGAAUGGAAGCUUUGAUCAGGUGGUCAACUUGUGCAAAACUCUGGAGCCAAAAGAUUGCACGCCCAAUGAAGUGCAAGUGGUGGAGGACAAACAGCGGAGAGCGGAGGGGAAUAAAUACAUCAUCACCAAUCAACAGGGCGAGGACAACUCUGACAAUGAGCUGCAGGAAGGAGGCGUCAUCUCGUACAGGCCGAGCAGCACAUCUGUUGAGACGGCGGGCGAGCCAAACCCAGCGUUCGAGGCAGUAGCUCCCCUGGUGCCGUGCGUCUACCCCAGUGAGGUGACGUACACGAGUAUCCGAGGCCCUGGGCCCGCUCAUCAGGACAGGGCAGGGGCGGUACAGCUGGAGGACGGGAUGGAGGUGAUCGUCAAGUCAGGAUACCAGCCCCAGGUUCACGUAGCCACCAACCCAGUGCUGGACAGGGAGCAGCUGGACCCUGCGCCUCACGUCAACGGCUACCAGCCCCAGAUGCACAAGAAGUCGUGGAGCCUCGACUCUGGGAACCUGCCCACGCUGGAGCCAGAGUCUAUCGGCAGCCCAACCUCCAUCAACUCCCAGGCUUUCCUGCUGCCAGAGAUGUUUGGAGAGGAACUGAAGGUCGGUGGCAGCAAAACGUGGUCACUUCCCUUCUUCAACGCCAGAACCUCCUCAAACCCGUACAGCGACGACAAUCUCAGCUGAAGUGCGGAUGGGGAGAGGGAAGGCAUGGAAGUUGAGCAGCCCAGCUCCAAACCCUCAUUAAUCUUUGCUCCUGCCCUUAACCUUAGCACAGAAAGCCUGCUGGAGGACUACAUUUCACUGAUUUCAUAGCUGCAUUCGCCUCCUUCCACACUUCCCAAGGGCUUUAAGUGGAUGGAGGAAUGAUUUGCAAGAAGCAUUUCUGACCGAGUCUCCAACCACCAGCACCAGGCCUCAGGAGGAUUCCUGUUUGCACCACGGUUUGAGUGACUCUAAACACCUUCUCCAUUGUUCCCGUUCAAUAUUGCUUGCUGCUGUCAGGCUGGGAUCAUCCUUCUCCAAGACUUCACAUUGACUAAAUCUAGGCCGAAUGCUCAGAGCUCAGGAAAGUGGAGUGACUGAUGUUUGCUUUCUGUAGAAGGUGUGAGACUGUCUACGGGAAUUGUGACAAGAUGGGUUUGUGGCAGCUCUGAUCCUUGCAUGCAGUGUUGGUCUGCUGCAGUAACUGACUGUGUGAACCUGCAGGAAAUGGCAAAUGGAACUGAACUGAACAUCAAGCCUCCACUUCCCCAGGAAGAGGCAGCUGGACUCCGCACACUCCUGGAUGGGAAGUCAAGUCUUUUGUAGCUUAAAUAUUCAGGUUUACAACUGCUUGUAUUUCUGAGAAUCUGACAGAAUUAUCCUGCUGAUUGAGCCAAUGUGUCGAACCUGUGUCACCUUAACCCUGCUCCGAUUCCAUUUAUCAAAAGCUAAGUGGUCGAUAUGCCACUGGUGUGAGCGGAUGCAGAUCAUCUAUGGCCAUUUUAAAUAUCGUCUGCUUCUGGCGUGCAACCAAGUCUGCGCGUUCUGCACCUGAUGUGUCACCUUACAAUCAGCUCGUCUGAAGCAUGAUUAUACUUCAUCUCCUGCCUUUGCUAGGGGAAAAUUCAACCACUUUCAAUCCGUUUGGCUACCUCUUUGACUUACCACAAAACCAACGCUGGGAAUACCCGAUGUAGAAGCUCCGCACAUUACCCUGGAGAAUAGGGAGUGUGAAAUGCUGUGCCAGACUGACGUUUAGGAGUGGGCGUGCAUUGCGUAAAAUAUCAGCAGUUGCAGAGAUGACUACACCCGGAGGCAGUACUAUUUAUCCAGUCCAUUCACAUCAUGGCUACAAGUAUUAGAUGUUAGCUUGAUUGCUCAACCACCUGUAACUCAAUGCAUUUAUAUAGUUAGAUUUCAAUUAAAUAAUGAGGGCGGGAGGGGAAGAAUGUCAUUCUAUAGUUCCAAGAUAUUUUAGGAGCAAGUCUGCUUCCAGAAUCUAGCUCACCACAGCUGUACUUAGUCUCACUGCCCCAUCAGGGCUUGGACAGCCUACCUGUGGCAACCAUCUGUGAGGCAAAGGACACAUUUACCCACUGAGCUACCGGAAUCACAUUAGCUUCUUCUCAUGUCCAUCGUGUUACAAAUGUUGACCUCGCUGGUCCUGACAUUAGCGGGUAUUUAGUAUUGAGGAUAACGUUGAACCUAAUCAGAUGAAGCCUUUGCAUUCCACCAGAGAUUUGCAAAUUGGUUCCAAAGUUGGCUUGUGGCAGAAAGCAUAGGGCAGUGGUCAGCAGGUGGAUGUUGUAGAAUUGACAGAGUGGGACGUGAUUGAGACAGAAGUGUAGGUGACCUGAUAAUGAAAAAUGCAUUAAAUCCAAAAGCUACGUUGAUAGUGCGGAGGGAGGCAAGUUGCAGUCAGACUAGUCACAGACACAGUGCUGGAGUAAGCCAGUGGGUCAGGCAGCAUCGCGAUGCAUUUAUAUCUGCUAUGUUUCGGCUCCGAACCCUUCUUCAGCCAUGGCAGCUGGGCAGAGAAGUGGCAAAUGGACUUCAGUCUGGGAAGUAUGGCAAUGGACAGCAAAUAAGAUAAAUAAAUCCAUAAAUCCUAAGUUUAGGUCACUGCGCAUUAAGGAUGGUGGAAAGAUAAACUACAACAGCCAGAGGGUGAGGGAUUUCAGCACCUUGGACUGAGGUAUCCAGAACGACUGGUUUAUACAGAGCUGUUCUCAUGAGUGGACAAUUCAAGGACCAGGCACACACCCGAUUUUUGUUGUAUUCAGGUUCAGUCUAAAGAGCUCAUUGUGGACAAAUUCUACAGUAAUUCCUGAUUCCACAAAAUAGAUAAUACACUAUUGUGCAUACUCCCACAUUGGUACAUACAUGGUGACCAGUCCUCAAAAACUAGAUGUUCCUGUCAGUGAGCAGGUUCGUCUCCAUUUGUAACGUUAACUUUAAAUAAAGUUAGAAACUUACACCAGGACCCUUACUGUUGCUGCAGCAAUCAUUCAAUUGAGUUUAGACACCAAAUGCUGGAGUAACUCAGCAGGUCAGGCAGCAUCUCUGGAGGAAAGGAAUAGGUGACAUUUUGGGUCAAAACUGAGUUUUCUAUUUACCACCAGUUGAUUGGAAGCUACAAUUAAUCAUAGCACGAGUAAGUCUGAAUAUAAAUUAUCUUUUAACAUGGUCCUCUGGAAGUCAACCCAAAAUAGUUUGAGAAAAUGUCUAAGCUUCUCCCCAUAUUGCAUAGAAAAUUGCCUGAGUCUAACAACCUGGUUCUUUGAUUCCCUUCAUGUAUAAGUUUCUGUUACUGAAGGUUCACGUGUGUCCCACAAAACUGCUGCCCAACUCUUGGUUAAAGUGAUUGUCCCCUUAAAAUGAGAGUCCUUUGAUAUUCAAUUCCUAUUUGGGUCAGGAAUAAACAUUGACAACACUUGUAAAUACCUCUUCCCACAUCAGCAUUAAUCUGAUAGAUUUAAAUCAUUAACACAGGCAUGUUUUUUUAUCCACACCUAGGCAUCUCUGGUUAAAUUGAAAAUUGUUUAAAAAUAUUAAUAACUGAGGAAUUUCAAUCAAAGGGCUUUACUUUAAGAUUACCUGUCGUCACAAUAUUUUUUUGUUACUGGAUGGAAAAAUGCUGAAGGAUCUGGAAGGGCUAACAUUGAAGGAAAAAUGGUCCCAAUGUUGGGCGAGUCCUGAACCAAGGGCCAGUCUCAGAAUAAAGGGGAGGUCAUUUAAGACUGAGGUGAGAAAAAACAUUUUCAAUUAGAGAGUUGUGAAUUUGUGGAAUUCCCUGUCACAGAGGGCAGUGGAGGCCAAAUCACUGGAUGGAUUUAAGAGUUAGAUAGAGCUUGAGGGGCUAUUGGAAUCAAGGGAUAUGGGGAGAAGGCAGGCACAGGUUAUUGAUUGGGGACGAUCAGCCAUGAUCACAAUGAAUGGCGGUGUUGGCUUGAAGGGCCGAAUGGCCUCCUGCACCUAUUUUCUAUUUAAAACCUAGUGUACGUUGUACAUACCCUUGAACCCACUCACCAUUGACUAAGAUAGGAUUGAACUGCUUGUUUAAUGAUUGAGAAUCUUGUUGACCAUUUUAAAAUGUCAGAUUAAAUUAGCAGGCAAUUGCGCAUCUGUUGUUGCCGUUGCAUUUUUAAAUGUUCCCAGCUGUGUAUGUGGGAUGAAGAUGUAAAACACAGGCCACAGCAAUGAGCAUCCUGCAUAAAGGCAAAACAGGGUUAGUGAAUCACUCCUGCUGCCAUCACCCUAUAUCUAGUUAUGCCUAAAAGGAGGGAGAUUGAGAAAUUUUGUGAAGGCACCUUACCACCUAGGUCUUGGACAAACCUUUGUUUAAAUCAAGAAUUGUGUAUUUACAGCUGUGGGUCUAGAUCCGUAUUCUUGCUUUCAUACCUCAUCAAGUGGUCAAGGUCUUGGCCACCACAACUAUUGACGGGGAUGAACCAGUCAGCAUUUAUGGCACCCUGAAUUUAUAACACUACAACUGAGGCUUAAAUUCAAGUAAUAUAACAUUUUAUUCCCAGAAUUGUUUUUAAAUAAAAGGUUGAAUUGUUGCA
This is a messenger RNA of Leucoraja erinaceus (little skate), 7761 nucleotides long. Its product is annotated as leukemia inhibitory factor receptor-like. Lineage: Eukaryota; Metazoa; Chordata; Chondrichthyes; Rajiformes; Rajidae. Gene Ontology annotation, cellular component: external side of plasma membrane. Gene Ontology annotation, biological process: cytokine-mediated signaling pathway. Gene Ontology annotation, molecular function: cytokine receptor activity; protein binding. The record is from RefSeq and is a predicted model, not a curated record.